GUUUAUGUUGGCAGACCGUCUACGGAUGUCGGUAGCUGUAGCGCGUAGUGUUGGCAAGGCAAGGUUUUAUGAGAAGAGUGUGUGCGGUAGUGGAUAAAUGGUGUAGUGGAUGUGUGUAAGAUGAGCAGGACUCCUGGUAAAAAUAAUAUUGAAGCGGAAUUUGUGCAAAUAGACUCGAUUAGAGCGUGGACGCAGCUGUACCAGCGCAUAAGGGAUGAGAGUUUAAACAAUGAUUACACACUCAUUGAAGCAAAGAAAGCAGAAAACAAGAAUCUUAACAGGUAUAGAGAUGUCAGUCCAUAUGAUCAUAGCAGAGUUGUUCUCACAAAGGGAUCCUGCAACUAUAUCAAUGCAAAUCUUAUCACGAUGGAAAGGGCACACCGUCGGUAUAUCUUGACACAGGGCCCUUUGCCACAUACAACAGGCCAUUUCUGGUUGAUGAUUUGGGAACAGAAGUGCAAAGCAGUGCUUAUGCUAAACAGAAUAAUAGAAAAGAAUCAGGUUAAAUGUCAUCAGUACUGGCCUUCAGGUACGAAACCAGGUGUGGAUGACAGACUGGAAUUGAAAGAUGUUGGCCUUGUUGUAGAGUUUGUCUCUGAGACUGAAGCCUCAUACUAUACAACUAGAGUUCUGAGGUUGAUAGAUGAAGUGACUGGAGAGAGCCGGCAGAUUCUACAGUUCCAUUAUACUACAUGGCCCGACUUUGGUGUGCCAGAGAGCCCAACAGCAUUCCUAAAUUUCCUGACUGUAGUUCGACAGAGUGGUGCACUGGACCAGAAUGUAGGGCCACCAGUUGUGCAUUGCUCAGCUGGAAUAGGGCGUUCUGGUACUUUCUGCCUUGUCGAUUCUUGCCUUGUUCUUAUUGAGGAGAAUGGUCUUGACUCAGUAAAUGUUGUGGAUGUGCUACUGGAAAUGCGGAAGUUUCGUAUGGGCCUCAUUCAGACGCCGGAUCAGUUAAGAUUUUCUUACUUGGCAAUUAUUGAAGGUGCGAAGAAACUAAUUAACAACAAUCCUUUGCAUGAUUACAAUAAUGUGGAGGACACAUCUUUGAACCAUCAUGAUGGUUCAACAGAGGAGACUUCGGCAGAUGAAGAUGACACAGAUGAACCACCUCCAUUACCUCCACCACGAGGUGAUUCGUUGACUCGGUCUAAGUUGGCUACAAAUAAUCAUGGAGGAUUUGAAGCCAACAAACCACUUCCUGUGGAACCUGAGGUCUCUCCAGAGCAAGAGAGUGUGGAAAGAUUGCUUGACUCGGCACUUCAAGAUAAGGAAGCCAGUGAUGAUACACCUCAGCUACGACAUCGAAGGCAUGAGCGCCAGGAGCGGCUUUUGAGGCUGACAGGACGUAUACGUGAAAUAAAGCGUAAACAAGAAGCUGCCGAACGUUCAGAUCAACUGUGGAGGUCUCUGUCAAAGCCAUUAGCUGUUGGUUUUGGUCUUGGGCUUGUUAUGGGCGGAGGCUGGAUUGCUUACUGUUACUUCUCUAACCGUGUUUGAUCAAGAGAGAGAUCACCAAACCCUGGAGGUGUUUGUGCUGCGCUGUCGGCAUAUAGGAUAUCUCUUUUCAGUGUAAUACAUUAAUUUAUGCAUGUUGGGUAAUGAUGUCACUGUGGUUAAAUUACUGUGGACUGGUUGGUGUUUUAUAAAUGCUAAACAGACUGUGUUAGUUGGGAGCGAUUAUGACAUUUUCAUUAUUUCUGCUAGCAUUAAGUCUGUGUUUUUUUGUCCACUGACUCUUUGAGAUGAAUAGUUGGCAAAUUUUGCGUGCAGGUGUUUCCAAAAAUGUAACCGAUAAUGUUUGUCCCUUUGAGAAAAUGGUGUUCAGUGACGGUUUUGGAGUAUAGAUACUAUCGGUUGACAAACAUUGCCCUGGGUAAACUUGAUGUACUGCCUUACAUCAUAUAGGAGUUAAAUUUGCUGCCUGGGCUGUCCCCUUAUUGGAUUGGAUGUUUUUUAAAAUAUACUUAAAAAUAAUUUUUAAAUGUUUUGCUCCAUGAAUUUUUCUUGUCUUUUCUUCUACAACAUUUGAAAUGUGGUCAACUUUUAAAGAAAACAAACCUCUCAAAGUGUCAAUUAUUGUGUGUUGCAAGUGAAGUGGAACAAGACCUUUUAUUUUGUUUAGAAGUGCAUCAAAUGUGUAAGUGUUUGGCUGUUACUAAUAAAUUGCUCCUCUUGGCAAAAUUUAGAGCAAUCCAUCUUUUCGUUGGUAGGCAUUCUGUGUGACCUUGAAAUCAUUUAUUCUUUCUUUCUAGUAAUUUCAAACCAAUAUAGAUGAAUUACUGGAAUUAAACAAGGAUUAGUUUAGACAGUAAUCUUAUUCUGUUGUUCACUUGGUGCAGUGGAGCAUAUGUUUCUUAUUUUAAAAAAUAACUACUGCUGAUAUUGCAUUCACAAAUCACCAACUCCAUUACCCAAAAUUGAUUGUUAUUAGAGAGUUUUUUGAGUUGUACACAUUUUGUGUAAACCUACACCUGUUAGCUACCAAAUUUAGAGAUGUACUGGGGUGGGGGCAAUUUCUUGCUGUUGAGGCUGUAUGGAUUUUUAUUCAACAUAGUGAUGAAAGGAAAAUGGUCAGAUUCGAAGGAAGGAAGGGAAAAAAAAGUUUGUGAUACAGGAGCCGUGUUGUUCUUUCAUACCUUUGUCACAAAUGUGAGUUUAUUGGGAAUGAGUGGUGAUAUGUUUAUUUUCUGCUUGUAUUAUCAUUUCAGUAAUGCACAAAUUUUUGUUAAGAUUUUGUAUUUUAUUACUUGAAAAGUUUAAUGUUCAGUGUGAGUGCCUGUGAAUUUCUCACCUUAGGUGGGGAGCCUGUAUAUGAAAAUUUUCCUUUUAUUUCUGCUGAGCUGUAAAUCUUUUUGUGCUAGUAAAUAUUUUAUUUAUGUAGUUAUUUUUAUGAUGACUAGUAUUUACAGGUUAUGUUUUGGCACCAGAGUUUCGAAUUGCCUGUACUAUAGUAGAGUUAAGUGUGUGAAUGGAUAUUCUGUUAAACUAGUUUAUAUUUAUUUCAGGUUACCUAUUCAAAAGUUAAUCUAUAUAAUGUAGUAUAGUUGUUUUAUUCAUAAAUAUUUAUAAAGCAAAGCAUUUAAUGUGUAAUAUCACUUCAGUUAUCUUUCUUGUUUCUAUCAACAAAAAGAUUACAUUCCCAGUUGAAUGUGUAAUCAUUAAUUUUAGUGUUUGUGACAGUGAUAUUGUGUGUGUGUGUGGGGGGGGGGGGGAGGGGGGGGGGGGAGGGAGGGGGAGACUGUGGUUGAAUGUGAAAAAAAGGGAGGGAUGUAUUUGUGUGUUAGCCUUUUUAAGUAUAGGGUGAAUUUUAAAAUUGCAGAUCUAGUUAAAUGUUCUACUAUUCUUGCUCAAAAAUACUUCAGUUUUCUGCAAUUUACAACAAGAUAGAGGGUUGACAUAACCUUUAUUUCCAAGUAGUAAAUUGGGCAGACUAUACAGUUGGUUUCUCAAACAGGUAAAAGAAGCUGCUAGUCAGCCAAUGAGAACAUUAAAAAUUGUAAAACGAACAUUUGCCCAUUUGCAAAUUGCAAAAUUUUUUGAUCAGCUUGGUAAUCAAGAACUUAUAAAUCAUGGUCCACCCAAAAUUUUAAUUGUGUACUGUAUCAUUUCUGAACAGUUUUUAGUAGUAUCAAAAAGUCCACAUUCCAGAAGGGAAAAGUCACUGAAGUAUCAUUAUAGUUGUCUGUUAGGCUGGAAACAAGGUGUGGAAAUGAGUGUUCAGUUUCAUGUAUGUACCUAACAUACAGUUUCGUCACUGGAAGUAGAAUUCUCAUUAGCUGAUACUGCAGAAAUAGUUAAUAACUGAAAAGCUGAAGUUUGUACAGAUUCUUUCCUUCUCCUGAAGCUCAUAGCACUUUUGGGUGGCUUUUUUUUUUUUUUUUUUUUUUUUUUUUUUUUUUUUUUUUUUUUUUUUUUUUUUUUACUCUUUAAAAAAAUUACUAAUGAGCAGAGACGUAGACUUGGAGAAGGGAAUGAAGUGCACAUUUUUGUGGUUUAUUACCCAGUAAUAGAAGACAUUGUUAUUUAAAGACUGAAGACUGUCAACUAGUUUUGGUUAGUGACUGGCUGGCUGUUGUGUGAGAGAAAUUUUGUCCAUAUUACUUAUACUAUUAAAGGGUAGGCUUGUUUCAAGUGUAAACAUAAAGUAAAGGAGGAUCAGAAUGGGUUUGCCAAAGAUGAAAACAUGUGACAGAGUAUUAUGAUAAUGGACUUUAUGUGUGAUUUUUAUUUCCAUUAUUUCUAAAUAAUGUGUUUAUGUAGUGGUGGUAGUAAUCAGAUGAAAUGCCGCAGUUUUACGCAGGCUCGAAUAAUUUGAAGUGCUAUCAGAAUAUUGCUGUACACUCCGAAGCUUGUGAUUUACAGAAAAUUGAAGUUGUGCACAUAAUACAUCUGAUGGCAUCCCACAUCUAUAAAUCUUUAGGCUUGUUUGAUGUAAUUAAUAUUGCAUUCCAGUUUAUCUUGCAGUUACCUAUGUAUGUUUGUGUUAUUCACAUACAGAAAGUAAUAUUUCAGGAAUAUAACGGGUACUUGAUGUCAAACUUACUUUCUUCCUUUUAUGUUAAAGUCACUCAAGCCUAUUAUAGUGCUAAUAUUUAAUUGAUUCCAGUGGAAAAAAUACUGUGUAUAGUGAAUUUUAAUGGUGUAAUUGUCUUUCAAAUCAAAGUUCGUCACAUUCUCUCUGAAUCUCAGAUGUAAUAUCUUCUGUAAUUUCAGUUAAAUGAAUCUCAUUUAAGUAUAGUUUCCCCUACGUUGCUCUUUUGUAGAGCAUCUGAAACGUUCAUUUAGUGGUGAAAUGGAGGAGAUUGCCAGUAUUGUGUUCAUCAGAAGCUAUCAGCAUUUGCUGUUAUAUAGGUUCCAGUAUCUCUUUUGUUUGUGCAUGGUUGUUUUAACAAUAGAUUCGUUAAAAAUUUAUAUAUCUAGUCCCACAUGACAUUUCCAAGCUGUCAUUCAGCAGCAACUGUACUGCUUCCAGGACUGGAGUUUCUGAGAACAAAUUGGUCCCCAAACUUUACACUGUGGCAAGUCAGAGGUAGGAAGCAGACAAUUAGUAAAAUCAAAAAUUGGUGCCUUGUGUUAGGACAAGCAAGAGAUGGUUGAAAACCGUAUCAGUACAAAUAAAACAGUAUGAACAGUUUUAUCCAAUUUUCAUUGUGUAUUGUGGAUCAUAUGAGAAUGGGGUGUAAUCGAGGGAUUUGUCCAGCACUGAGCUGUUUCCAUUUCUCUCCUGUUAUUGCUUUCAUUCUUUAGGCCACCUAGUAAAUUGUCACAGUUUGAAUAUUAUUUGGAAGGGUGCAGAAAUUUUGGUGGAUCAGUCACUUACUUUCAAUUCAUAAUAAAUUGUGAGAGGUUUUCCUUUUUCAUGUGAGGGUUUUCAUUUCUGAACUGUGAUACUGACAUUCAGUAAUGUCACAGAAGCUGUCUAGCAAAUAAAUCGUGUAAUAUUUGUAAGCGUAUUGCAGCGCUGUCCCCUGAUGGAAGGUGAGGAGUUUUAUAUCCUGGCAGGCUUGGCUUGACAGAAGUUAUAGUUUUCAUUUUCUUGAAUGCUUCCAUACCAAACACAAGAAAUAUUCAGUUGUUUUGUUGUUUGACAUGUUUGCAGAGUUCCAAAAAAGUAGCCUUUAAUGAAAUCACAGUAACUUUCUGGGGUCUUGCUGGAUUCCCUUAAAUUGUUUUGUUAAUGUGUUCUUUGUGUAACGUUGCAACGAAAAUUUCCCAAAAGUAGCAACAACCUCUAUUACUAGUUGCAUAUUUCACUGAAAAUUUUGGCAGGUGGGACAUUAAAUUCAAAAGUGAUAUAUGUGAUAGAGAAGCAAGACAGCAAAUUGGAAUUUGUUUCUGUAUAACUGUGUCCUGUGUUUGCAUUCAAGUAUUACUAUUUCAUUCAAUUAUACAUUAUUUGAUUGAAAGAUGAGAAGUUUGUCCCAGUGAAGGAGUGCUGUUAACGUGUAAUUCUAACUGCUGCGUUAAGUAUUUCUUUGACAUUAGAUGUGCUAGGGACCAAAGCUGCCACACUGUGGAAGUGACAUAAAAGCGCACAAGUAUGAACUUUUUUCAACCUGCCAUGGUUGUGUAGAUGCACAUCAAAGUUUUAGCAAGAUAAAAGUAAUACAUGAUUGAGAAAUUUGCUUAAGAACUGCCAGUUGAUUUCAAAGUUAAUUCUUAUAACUGCCUACUGAACAGCAAAUGCAUAUUUCCAUUAAUUAUGUUUAAUCUGUGAAAUCAAGUGGCAGCAUAACAUGCAAACACUGCAGCUCCUCCUAUCUAUAAAAUUUUACGAACAACUACUUUCCUUGUUGUUUUACAUGCAGUUUUAAUUUAUUUUAAAAUUUCAAAAAUGCUUUCUAUACCUGUUCUCUCUAAACAUUAUAUAUACCCCUAACAAACAAGUGUGUUCACUAUAGUUGAACUCAUCCUUAAUACUGAGCUGUGAAAAGGGACAUAAUGUAACUUGUAAUUUGUGCAUUCCUGCUAUUAGUAGUACACACUUUUUGAAGUUUUUUACAAAAUCAGACAUUAUAAAUCAUUGGAAACUGUCUGCUAACAAAGACUGGGUCAUAUUUUUGUAAAAAAAGGAAGUUGAACUUUGUAAAUGAACUAAACUGAAUAUAA
Schistocerca gregaria is the source of this 6612-nucleotide messenger RNA. RefSeq names its product tyrosine-protein phosphatase non-receptor type 2-like. The coding region runs from base 121 to 1500 and encodes 459 amino acids. The transcript has 9 exons. Gene Ontology annotation, biological process: protein dephosphorylation. The record is from RefSeq and is a predicted model, not a curated record. Lineage: Eukaryota; Metazoa; Arthropoda; Insecta; Orthoptera; Acrididae. Gene Ontology annotation, molecular function: protein tyrosine phosphatase activity.